AUGGUCGAACAAGGGGGCUCCGACCUCCAUCUGACCAUCAACUCGCCGCCGCAGAUCCGCGUCGACGGCAAGCUGAGUCCACUCAACUUGCCGCCCUUGAAGCCCACCGAGUGCAAGCAGCUGUCCUAUUCGAUCCUCACCGACCUGCAAAAGCACCGUCUCGAAGAAGACCUGGAGAUCGACUUCUCGUUCGGCAUCCGCGGCCUGUCACGGUUCCGCGCCAACGUCUUUCACCAGCGCGGCGCGGUGGCCGCGGUCUUCCGUACUAUCCCCUACCAAAUCCGCACCUUCCGCGAGCUCGGCCUGCCAAGGGUGGUCGAGAGAAUCUGCGAGAAGCCCCGCGGAUUGGUCCUGGUGACCGGGCCUACUGGCUCGGGCAAGACCACUACCCUGGCGGCGAUGCUCGACAAGGUCAACCGCGAGCGCCACGAGCACAUCAUCACCAUCGAGGACCCGGUCGAGUAUCUGCACGAUCAUCAGAGCUGCCUGGUCAAUCAGCGCGAGUUGCACGCCGAUACCCACAGUUUUUCGAGCGCUUUGCGUGCCGCCUUGCGCCAGGACCCUGACGUGGUGCUGAUCGGUGAGAUGCGAGAUCUGGAAACCGUCGAGUCGGCGCUGCGCAUCGCCGAGACCGGCCACUUGACCUUCGCCACCUUGCACACCAACUCGGCAGCCCAGACCAUGAACCGGAUCAUCGACGUGUUUCCUGCACACCAGCAGUCGCAGGUCCGUGCCCAGCUGUCGUUGGUGCUCGAAGGGAUCCUUUGUCAGGCCCUGCUGCCACGGUCCAGCGGCACCGGGCGGGCACUGGCAAUGGAGAUCAUGGUGCCGACCUCGGCGAUCCGCAACCUGAUCCGCGAAGACAAGAUCCAUCAGAUCUACGGCAUGAUGCAGACUGGUCAGUCCAAGCACGGCAUGCAAACCUUCAACCAAUCGCUGGCGUCGCUCUACUUCAAGCGCCUGGUGACCCUGCAAACCGCGCUCGGCCGGUCGAGCAACGCCGAAGAACUCCAAGAAAUCAUUUCGCGUGGGCCCACCACUCUCAAUCCGAAUUUGCAGUCGCCGCGGGCUUCGAGCGGCGCGAGGAGGUAG
Messenger RNA from Nerophis lumbriciformis (worm pipefish), 1092 nucleotides. Lineage: Eukaryota; Metazoa; Chordata; Actinopteri; Syngnathiformes; Syngnathidae. The record is from RefSeq and is a predicted model, not a curated record.